Molecule: messenger RNA, 5948 nt
Organism: Stegastes partitus (bicolor damselfish)
Lineage: Eukaryota; Metazoa; Chordata; Actinopteri; Pomacentridae
Gene: map3k3
Product: mitogen-activated protein kinase kinase kinase 3
Exons: 17
Coding region: 1267-3138 (623 amino acids)
Biological process (GO): protein phosphorylation
Molecular function (GO): ATP binding; protein kinase activity; protein binding
Source: RefSeq, a predicted model, not a curated record
UGCACGGCGCUAAUUUGGAGAGUUUAGUAACGAGAAACCCGCUGGGAAUAACUCGCUGUUAUUACAGACGUGUGGACGACGGCAGCUCAGACGUUUGGAGAACAUGGAUAGAACCUUUACGCAGCGUUUUCGUGACUUAGCGGACGCGUAAAAGCGCGUUCCGGAGGCGAUAUGUGUGUGUUUUUUUUUCUGUCAGGAAGUUUGACGUUUUCGACUGAAGAUCAUUUCUUGCUUUGUUUUGGUUGUGAAAAGACUUGCUUUGGCUCCGGACACCGCUCGGCAACUUUGUGACACAAACGACUGAGUUGCUACAGUUUGUGUGUUUUUGUUUUUUUGUUUUUUUUAUUCCAGUUUGUCUCUGGAGCUACGCGAAUUCCAAACAUCGAUGGACUUUAUCCAACUCUCUCGGAGUGCGAAUAAACGGCUAAAGGUGGUAUUUUUUUUUUCUGCCAUUGUCCUGUUUUGCUUCUCAGUCGUCCAUCACGUCUCUCUGAAUUAAAGUCAUCUGUACUUUUGACUUCAGGCCACAAAGGCCUUUAUCUUUUUUUUUUACCUUUACGCUGUGAUGCCAUGCAGUUUUUUGCAGCGCAGUCAUAAAAGUGACGAUAUCUGCAGCCCAGAGCGUUUUGGACUCAAACCUGGCAACGCAGACGAGUAAAAUCUGCAAUGUUAGCAGGAAGAGAGGCCAUCAAAAUCACGGAAAUCGUUCGGUGUUUCCUUCUGGCGAGCUGUUACGCACAAAUGGAUUUCAUACGGGCCACACGCUUACUGUUACACCUGGUUCUGGGAGCUUUUUAACGGGGACACAGUUCUCACUCCGGAAAAGCCUGAAAAGCGCGACUUCAGAAAAUGUUUGGGAAAUGUGAGUUUUCCAGAGAUCCGAAGAGACUUCUGCGGCGGCUCGGGAGUUUGUCUGCGGGCCACAGCUGGAUCAGUUUGAUGUAGCUUUUCCAUCGGAACAUUUUCAGCUGUCUGAUUGUUUUUACAACCUGGGAAGAGUCAGGUUUGUGUGUGUGCGCGCGCGCUCCAACCUUCCGUUACCGAGGACAAGCCCCCCGGUACCUGGGGGGGGUCAGCCCCGCCAUGGCGCCUUCAGACUCCGGUGUGUCGGUGUGACCGGGGACACCGAUGGACGUGAGCAACGGCUGGACCUACUGCGUCAUCAUUUGUGCCGCGAGACACCGGUGACCGGAGUCGACAGGCUGUGGGUGGGUUGGCACAGCAGAGACGAGUUUCUGAAGACUGUUUUGCACAAACAACGCUACAAUGAAUGAGAGGCAGGCUCUCCACUCCAUAAUGAAGGACCUGGUUGCCCUCCAGAUGACGCGGUGUCAGCCUGUGUUGCCUUACGACAGCGGCAAACCCAAGCCAGCGGCUCAGGCCAACAGACAGGAUGAUGUCAGGAUAAAGUUUGAGUUCUCAGGCGAAAGGAGGAUCCUCAUGUUUGGGCGGCCUGUGCAGUUCGAGGAGAUUCAGCAGAAAGUAAAGGCAGUGUUUGGCCAGCAGCUAGACCUGCAUUAUAUGAACAAUGAGUUGUCCAUCCCUCUGCGAGGUCAGGAUGACCUGGACAAAGCAAUUGACUUGCUGGACCGAAGCUCCAACAUGAAGAGCAUAAGGAUACUGCUCCUCACUCAGGAGCACAGCAACGCCUCUACACCCUCCCAUCAUGCGCCCUGCAAGCAGGUGAGGAUCAAGUCGUCUCAGUCCACUGGAGAUGUCAGCACGGUGUACCAAUCCUCUGAGCCAAGGGGGCGCCACCUCUCGACUGGUUCUCAGAACACAGGGCGUAGUUCGCCGCCUCCCGGCUACGUCCCCGAACGCCAGCAGAGGAUUGCCCGCCAAGGUUCAUACACCAGCAUAAACAGUGAGGGGGAGUUCAUCCCCGAGACCAGCGACCAGUGCGUGCUGGAUCCCUGGAGCAGCGCAGAGAACUCGGUUUCUGGAAGCUGUCAGUCUCUGGACAGCAACUCAGACAGCCCUUCACUGAGGAAGUCUCGUAUGCACAGAGCCAAGAGUUACCCUGAUAAUCGUCAGGAGUGCUCAGACAGGGAGAAUCAUGUGUAUGACAGGGUAGCAGGGAAGGGAGGCACCUAUCCUCGGAGGUACCACGUUUCUCUGCAUUACAAGGACCACAGUGAAGGUCGUCGAACAUUUCCACGGAUCCGUCGUCCGCAGGGAAACCUGUUCACUCUGGUGCCCUCACGGCGGUCGCUCAACGGCAGCGAGGAGAGUCUGGGCAGCUGGCAGCUGGUCGAUGCACAGGGCAGGCUGCGACCUCAGGAUCGCUCUGUGGCCCAUAAGUCGCCCAGUGCUCCAGUGACGUGGCGUCGAGGGAAGCUCCUGGGUCAGGGUGCGUUUGGUCGGGUUUACCUGUGCUACGAUGUGGAUACUGGGAGAGAACUGGCUGCCAAGCAAGUCCAGUUUGAUCCUGAUAGUCCAGAGACCAGCAAGGAGGUCAGUGCUUUGGAGUGCGAAAUCCAGCUGCUGAAAAACCUGCAUCACGAACGCAUCGUUCAGUAUUACGGCUGUUUGAGGGACCACAAUGAGAAGACCCUCACUAUUUUCAUGGAGUACAUGCCGGGGGGCUCAGUCAAAGAUCAACUGAAGGCCUACGGAGCUUUGACGGAAAAUGUGACCCGGAAGUACACCAGACAGAUCCUGGAGGGGAUGUCGUAUCUGCACAGCAACAUGAUUGUACACCGGGACAUCAAAGGUGCCAACAUCCUGCGGGAUUCAGCGGGCAACGUGAAGCUCGGAGACUUUGGUGCCAGCAAGAGGCUGCAGACCAUCUGCAUGUCUGGCACCGGCAUCCGCUCCGUUACCGGCACCCCCUACUGGAUGAGUCCGGAGGUGAUCAGCGGAGAGGGCUACGGCAGGAAGGCUGACGUCUGGAGCCUGGGUUGCACGGUGGUGGAGAUGCUGACAGAAAAGCCUCCGUGGGCCGAAUACGAGGCCAUGGCAGCCAUAUUCAAGAUCGCCACCCAGCCCACCAACCCGCUACUGCCCUCGCACACCUCCGACCAGGCGCGGGACUUCAUCCGCUGCAUCUUUGUGGAGGCCAAACACAGGCCCAGCGCUGAGGAGCUGCUCAGACAUCCCUUCUCCCAAAUCCUGUGCUCAGACCUGCCCAGUUUCUGAACCUUAACCGCAGCGUCGCACAGGAGCUUCAGCAGCAACCGUAGCUUCCAUUGAAACCCUUCCGUGGUGGAAAAUCCAGACAUGGAAGUCAGUGUUAAGCAUUUUGAUGCUUCUAAGAAGAUUCUCACAUACAAAUCCAAAGAACAGUUUGACAACAGCAGUCGACACGGUGCCUUGAAAGCCAGCAUGUGCUCUUCCGCGAGCCUCCACAAGGAGGAAACAGAACACAGACCAAGUGUGUGAUUUCUGCACACACAGGCACAAAUGAUGCACCCCAACGGCAGCAUUAUGGACUCAUAGCUCAUGCACCAGUUGUGUCAUCCUGUGUUUACAUUCAGUUGUUAUGCAGUCGUGAGAAAUACCAGGAAUCCCUAAAGUGUUUGACAUUGAAACAUUUAGCUGUGCACCAUUUUAAAGCUAUAACAGGCCUAAAGCUCUGAGUUUGCCCGGUGGAUGCAGAAUGCCACUGAUGCACAAUAGCGUUAAUUGGACAGGGUUCUUCUCCUUUUUUCUAUCUCUGUCUUUUUCUCCACAAAGGAAUCUCUGCUCUUUAACUUCAGCUCUUAAUUUAAGCUGUUAAGGCACUUUUGAUUUCUGCCCCUCCAAAUUAAGAAAACACUUAGUGUGGUUUAGCUACCUUACAGUUUAUGAUAAUAACAAAGUCGUUAUCCUCAGUAGGCAUUGAUGCACCACUAAUACUCGGAUCAGAUUGUCAUCCUGUCAAUUACAUUUCAACAGCAUCCAUUUCUCUAAAUGGAUGCAGAUACUACAAAUAUUCUGUUUGUGGCAUAAACUUUUUAAGAUGCUACUCAAGUGGUAACUCCUGGUGCAGCAAACAGAACAUGUUUUCAACCAGAUAAUGUUUUUUAAAAAUUUGUAAAUUUGUAAGUUUUUCUAAGAUAAUCAAUUCUUAAUUUAUCUGAGAUGACUUGAACGGAGUGCUGAUGAAUGACCGGCUCAAACUGCUAUACACCAGUGAGCCAAAACAUUAAAACAAAGCUCUCAGGCCUUGAUGGGUCAGAGCUGUUUUGAGACUCCACAGUAAUAUACCGGUGGUUGUAAUGUUUUGUCUGAUGGGUGUAUGCUGAUGAUGUAGAAAAGCAUUCCCCUCACUAUCCCUGUUGAUGUCCUUCUACCUGUAAAGCUACCUAGUUUGCCACACUGCCUUAAUGCAUCCAGGACAUCUAAGACAAUAUGUGGAUUUCAUACAGCAUAGGAAUUUAUAUUCAAUAGUCUUGGUGGAUUUUUCCUUCUAAAGAGCUCAUAUUAUGCUUUUGAGUUUCUCCCUUUACUUUUUUGUGUUCUAUAAAUGUUUUGUUCGUGUCAGUGGUCUGUACACUUUCAAAGCCCAAAGGUGCUGUAGCAAUAUACAGUACGGGAAAAGUAAUGCUUAAAAAUAAAAAAAUUAAGGCACUUAAACAGAUGAUUGUAGGUCCAAAAAGUCAAAUUCUGAACUUAUAAAUAUGCAUAAUAUGGGCUCUUUAAGUUUUUCUUUUUGUCUGGACUCUUCAGUCUUGUUCUGCCUUUUGCCUCACUGUGACUUAUUCUUCUACCAGCCAACCAUCCUCCUCUUGUAGCUCUUCAAUACAGCAGGAGUUCUCAGCCGACAAAGUGCCAAAACAGGAGCAGAUGAAACAUGAUGCUGCAGACUUGGUAUCAGCUUUGUAUCAAAAGUAAAGCAGAUGUUGCUUUUUAUUGGUUUGAAAGUUAAUUUCAGUUUUUAAAAAAAUCUGUUGCCUUCUUCCUGUUCAAGUGUGUCUGGCCCAAAAUGAGGAGCUUUUAGCUUCAGGAUCAAUUUAAAUCAGAUGCACUUUUAUGUAAAAUGAAUGUUAUGGGGGUUUUGUUCAAAUUUCUUUCUUUCUUUCUUUUUUUUUUUUUGAACUUCAAAUGUGAAAAUUCGCUCACUUUUAUUUAUAUCCCCAUGUCCAUUCCAAUUAGAUGUUAUAAGUAAAUAUAAAUGUAUAAAUAUAUUUUUUAUAUUCAGACUGUGUCAAAUCUAAUGAUGCAUUCAGGACUUAGUGUUGUUAAAAGUAAAUCAUUGAAAGCAGCUGGUUUUGCCGACAUUACAAAAUUGGGGUUUAUAAAUGAAAAAUGGGUGGAAAAACGAACUCUGGCUGCCUGGUUCUUGUUCCAGUGCAGAUUUUUUUUUUUUUUCUUUCUCACACAUCCUUAGCUAUACAUUCAGAAGACAGUAUUACCUGACAGGUUAUGGAAACUUCACAUCAUUGGUCGUAGUGCUUCGACAAAUCUAUGAGGUCCCAUGAAUGAAACCUUUAAAGGCUAAACUUACAAAAGAAACUGCCGGGAAUAUUUUCUGUGUGAUCUCAGUGUUAUUAAAACAUAAUUAAGGGAUGUGUGUGAGCCAAAGACGAGCGGGAUCGGAGCCAGCGCUGGAUGUCAGAGUUCGCUGUUCAACCCAGACGACGACUUUGUUUAUCCCAGGGUUCAGACAACGAGUCCAGUAUUAAGUGAUUUUCUGGGCAAAGGGCUUGCUGCUGCCUUCAUGCUAAUACAGGAGUGUUUCUACGGAGCUGCUACACGCUAAAGGCAGCUAAAAUAUGUUCAGCGUUGAAAAUAAUGUGGUUCUGUUUGAGAAAAAAAAAGGACCCUGGGAUAAGCAAAUGAACACAAAAUAGUUGUUAGAAAUCUAUAUAUGUAAAUGUAUGAUAUGUAUCAUGACAAGACUUGCAGUGCAAAGUCUAAUGUAUCAAAUUUAUUUUACAGCAAGAAAAGAAUAGUAUGUUAUAUAUGACCUAUAUAUAUAUCAUGCCCUUUCUUGAAAACAAAUAAAUAGUUUUUAAAUACGUGUA